Brassica rapa (field mustard) is the source of this 1489-nucleotide messenger RNA. RefSeq lists its product as uncharacterized. Gene Ontology annotation, cellular component: chloroplast. The record is from RefSeq and is a predicted model, not a curated record. NCBI's taxonomy places the organism in Eukaryota, Viridiplantae, Streptophyta, Magnoliopsida, Brassicales, Brassicaceae.
CUUGGAUUUCUCACCGAAUACAACCACGUGCUUCAUUCAAAGUCAACCACAAAAAUCGUAUCAACCGGCGAUCUCCGGUUCUCUAAAAAGAAAUAGCUCCACGGUUCACCGACCCAACCAGUAACAAAUCAUACAAACUCUUAUACACGUCUGUGUUGGCCACACGUUUUAAUCAAAAUCAUCUCUCUGCAAAAAUUCUUCCGGCGUGAAGAACCAAAAAAAUUCUCAGGCUAAUUUGCUCAGAGAAAAGGAAAAAUCAAUGGAUCAAGAAUCAUCUCAGUGUCCCUUCGUUGCGGAAAGCAUCAUCCAAAAGUGCCCUUUCCUCAGAAACAUCAACAAGCCUACCAGCUUCUCCCUCUCCUCCUUGAGUUUCCCAGUUCCUGUGCACGAAGGUAGCAAAGGUCCUAUUUUUGAGGAUGGUCCGGGCUUUGAUUCAGCUUUCAAGCUCUUCCAUGGCAAAGACGGUAUCGUGCCGUUAUCUGGACAUUCUAGUUUCAGAGAUGAUGUUGAAGACGAGACUCCUCGUGCUGCUCCGCAGUUCAAUCCUCUUGCGGGGAAGGUAGCUACCAUAAGCCUAUCAGCUUUUGGUCCUGGAGGACCUUUUGGGUUUGGUCCUUUCUCUGACAAGUUCAAGAAACAACAUAAGAAACAAGAGUCUGGGGACUCAUCCAAGCACGAGGCAGUUGGAGACGAAUGGUUAAAAACAGGGAACUGCCCAAUCGCUAAAUCUUACAGAGCUGCGAGCAAAGUCAUGCCUCUUGUGGCGAAAGCAUUACAGCCACCGCCUGGUAUGAAGUUUAGAUGUCCAGCUCCUAUAGUAGCCGCAAGAGCUGCGCUUUCCAAGACCCCUUUGGUUAAAAGCCUUCGCCCUCAGCCUUUACCUGAAAAGAUGCUCGCAAUCGCUCUCAUGGGGAUGGCUGCAAACGUUCCCCUCGGUGUUUGGAGAGAACACACCAUUAAGUUUUCGCCUUCUUGGUUUGUGGCGGUCCACGCUGCUGUGCCUUUCAUAGCCAUGCUCAGGAAAUCUGUGCUGAUGCCUAAAGCAGCCAUGGCUUUGACCAUUGGAGCGUCCAUCUUGGGACAGGUGAUUGGGUCAAGAGCUGAACGUUACCGUCUCAAAGCGUUGGCUGCUAAUACAGUUGCUGAAACAUCCACUGUUACCGCGGGUGAUGGAUACAAUGAGGUCUCUGAUGGUUCAGGCUUUGCUAAAGGACAUUGUGGUGCAAGGGAAGGAGUGAAGGAGGUUUAUUACAAUGCGAAUGUUGGAGAAUCUGCUAAAUCAACUGGCCUCUGCUAUUGAUACAUGUUCUUAUUAAAACUACAAAAUUACUAUGUGAGGAUUGCAAUGUUUUGUGUGGGAAGGUUUUAUAGUUCAGUAAUAUUGUGUAAAACAGCCUUUUAUUCCUUAAAAAUUGGUUAUAAUAAAAGGUGAAUAAUUCCCCUGUAAAGACGUUGCUUGAAUCAGAUUAUGAUCACAGAAGUGUACUUU